Momordica charantia (bitter melon) is the source of this 854-nucleotide messenger RNA. RefSeq names its product gibberellin-regulated protein 1. The record is from RefSeq and is a predicted model, not a curated record. Lineage: Eukaryota; Viridiplantae; Streptophyta; Magnoliopsida; Cucurbitales; Cucurbitaceae.
GAGCAUAAUUCGAUUGAUUAAGACAUAUUUUCAGAAAUCUUAAUCCUUCCAUACGGCACUAUAAUUUCAAAAAAAUUGAAAAAGUUUAACUCCCUCGUGACGGUGAAGAUAAGAGAUAUGAAACCUAAAAAUUCUUAAAAGCUGCGUGAUGAGAAGAGUUGCAAUGUAAUUCACGCACACGCCUUCAUGCCUACUACUCAAAGCAACUUCUUUACCACACCUACCACAACCAGUCACGGAACAUCCUAGAUUUACCAAACUUCCUCGAUUUCUUCACUUUAUUAAUUCUCUUCCUUAAUUCGCCCUCUAUAAACUCGGACAACCCCUCCAUACGAAACACCAUCCAGUUUUCAGCCAUGGCAGUUACUAGAGCUCUUGUGUUUGCUAUGCUUCUCAUUUCUUUUGCCAUUCUCCUUGUGGAAUCAGGCCAAAUGGUUAUCACUACUCGGGUCAAUAACCCUCUUCCUCAUGAUAUAGAUUGUGGUGUGGCUUGUGAUGCACGGUGCCAAUUAUCGUCGAGGCAGAAGAUGUGUAAGAGGGCAUGUGGAACCUGCUGCGCUCGCUGUCAAUGUGUUCCACCGGGUACUUCGGGCAACUACGACGUUUGUCCCUGCUAUGCCAAUAUGACCACACACGGUGGCAGGCACAAGUGUCCCUAGCCACUGUCGCUGGUUCUAUGAUGAUUAUGUUACAUUUCACAUCACAGAUAUCCGAAAUAAAGAUGUUACUAUCAAGUUGGUCCUUUUCUGAAUGUAAUAAAUUAUUGAGAUAACAACUUUUGAGUCUAGAAGUAUAUCAACAAGAAUGAAUUCUCUGUGGAUUUCACUAUUUAUAGAAGGUUGAUGUUCUGAAAA